AUUUUUGCUAUAUACCAUUUUAAGAACAUCCACUUCUUUCCAACUGGAAAGUAAAGUGUCUUGUAUCUUCCGAUUCAACAGUUUCCUCGUAUUCUAAUUCACAUCGAAUGAAAUGGCAGGUAAAAUCGGGUCGUUGCGGCACAGUUUCGCAGAGAGGAGCAAAGAAAGGUUGCUAUCGAGAAAGGGUUACUCCGACUUCGGCCUGAACAGCUCCGAUGGCGGAGUAGGAGGCGGAGACGACGGAGUGAAAUGGCGGUGGUUCCGCAAAAUCUCAGAUGGAAUCACCAACUUAUGGACCAGUCUUCAAGAAACUUCGGCCAAGUUAUACGAGAUGGGUCGGUCCGAUCCAAGAAAGCUCUUCUUCGCCAUGAAAAUGGGUCUUUCCUUGGCUCUCGUGUCCCUUGUCAUCUUCUUGAAAGAGCCUCUCAAGGAAGCUAGUCAAUACUCCAUCUGGGCAAUACUCACAGUCGUUGUCGUUUUCGAAUUCAGCGUAGGCGCAACACUUAACAAAGGGUUCAAUCGUGCUCUGGGGACAUUUUCUGCUGGAGGACUUGCUCUGGGUAUUGCUGAAUUAUCUAUGAGAGCUGGGGAUUUUCAGGAAGUCAUUAUAAUAAUUAGUAUUUUCAUUGCAGGAUUUUGUGCGAGUUAUGCGAAACUGCAUCCAACGAUGAAGUCUUAUGAAUAUGGGUUCCGGGUAUUCUUGUUGACAUACUGUAUUGUAAUGGUCUCUGGGAGUAAUUCAUCGCAGUUUUUCGAAACUGCAUUUUAUCGGUUAUUACUUAUUGGAGUUGGUGCUGGUAUAUGUUUGGUUGUAAAUAUAUGUAUAUACCCAAUCUGGGCAGGGGAGGAUCUGCACAAAUUGGUGGUAAAGAAUUUCAAGGGUGUUGCUUCUUCUUUGGAAGGCUGUGUUAAUGGAUACUUGCAAUGCAUUGAAUAUGAGAGGAUCCCUUCCAAAAUUCUUACAUACCAAGCCUCUGACGACCCAUUGUAUAGUGGCUACAGAUCGGCUGUACAGUCUACGAGCCAAGAGGAAUCUCUGUUAGACUUCGCAAUAUGGGAACCACCUCAUGGCCCUUAUAAGAGUUUUAAUUAUCCUUGGAGAAACUAUGUCAAAGUAAGUGGUGCACUGAGGCAUUGUGCUUUCAUGGUAAUGGCAAUGCAUGGAUGCAUACUUUCAGAAAUACAGGCACCAGCAGAAAAGAGACAGGUAUUUAGUAAUGAGCUUCAGAGGGUUGGUACUGAAGGAGCUAAAGUGUUACGUGAUCUCGGAAGCAAAAUAGAAAAGAUGGAAAAAUUAAGCACUGAAGACAUACUACAUGAAGUGCAUGAGGCAGCAGAACAGUUGCAAAUGAAGAUUGACCAAAAAUCAUACCUUCUGGUCAAUUCACAGAGCUGGGAAGGUGUAAGGAAGGCUAAGGAAUUGGAAGAUCCUCAGACUUUCAAUGAUGUUAAAGACAAUGAAAGCAAAGGACUGGUAAUCAAUUCCCUCAGUGAAAUUCAGAAUCCAAAUAUGAGUGUGGAACCCUCCUCCAUGCCGCAAUGGAUAUCCUCAGAAAGUGUACUUAAGAAACCAAUAUCAUGGCCACGUCUCUCAUUUACUGGGGAUUACAUGCUUAUUAAUGAACAAGAAUCAAAAGUAUAUGAAAGUGCCAGUUCCUUGUCUUUAGGAACAUUUUCGUCACUUCUGAUUGAGUUUGUUGCCAGGCUUCAAAAUAUUGUCGAUGCUUUUGAAGAGCUUUGUGAGAAAGCAAAUUUUAAGGAACCCGUGGAUUCCCCAGAGGCCAUAGAGGUGGUUGGGUUUUGGACCAGACUGUUUAGGUGCUUCCAUUGAAAUCUGGGUUAAGUUGGUUCAGCAUCAUAUUUUUUUUAUUCAGUUCUUGGGAGUUCAUCAUUGGUUACUGCUUGGUUUACUUUGGCUUCCUAGGUUUAUGGAAAAAUUGGAAUUGUAUUUGGAAAUGCAUUACGUUCUUCACCUAAAUGGUUAUUCUAGCCAUUGAAGAGGGUCUGAUCACCUCUCUUUGAUUUUUUAUUUUUAUCUAACCCCAAGGGAAGCCAAGCUGGGCAAUCUCCAGUGAUGGGGCUUUUGUGAUCCUGAGAUUAUUUGUGGAAAUGAAGCGAGAGUUUUUAGAGGAAUAGGGAUGUAAGCGAUGUUGUUAAGACAUCUAUAUAUUUUAUUGAUUUAA
This is a messenger RNA of Quercus lobata, 2183 nucleotides long. Its product is annotated as aluminum activated malate transporter family protein. Gene Ontology annotation, biological process: malate transport. NCBI's taxonomy places the organism in Eukaryota, Viridiplantae, Streptophyta, Magnoliopsida, Fagales, Fagaceae. The coding region runs from base 113 to 1831 and encodes 572 amino acids. The transcript is spliced from 7 exons. The record is from RefSeq and is a predicted model, not a curated record.